UCCCUGCCUGUCGGGCUUGUGUCGUUCGCAGGCUCCGGUUCCCGGAGGCGGCCUAUGCGCCCCGGGCGGCGGGAUGAGGAGUGGGGGUCCCGGGCGGCAGCAGCCAGAGCCCCACGCGGCGGAGCAGCCAUGGAAACGGCCGCGGCGGACGGCGGCCGCAGAGGGACACAAAGGCCCGCGGCCGAGCGGAGGCGGCGGCCGGAGCAGGAGCGGGGCCCGGCGCUGAGGGGCCCCAUGGAGCCGGCGGCGGGCGGCGGGGCCGGGGCGCCGCGCUACAGCCUGGUGGCGGAGAUCGGGCGCGGCUCCUACGGGGUGGUGUACGAGGCCGUGUCGGGCCGCAGCGGCGCCCGCCUGGCCGUCAAGCGGAUCCGCUGCGACGCGCCCGAGAACGUGGAGCUGGCGCUGGCCGAGUUCUGGGCCCUGACCAGUCUGCGGCGCCGCCACCCCAACGUGGUGCGCUUCGAGGAGUGCGUGCUGCAGCGCGACGGGCUGGGCCAGCGCAUGAGCCACGGCAACAAGCAGAGCCAGCUGUACCUGCGGCUGGUGGAGACCUCCCUGAAAGGUGAGAGAAUCUUGGGCUAUGCUGAGGAGCCCUGUUAUCUCUGGUUCGUCAUGGAGUUCUGCGAAGGGGGAGAUCUGAAUCAGUACGUGCUCUCGCGGCGACCGGACCCAGCCACUAACAAGAGUUUCAUGCUACAGCUAACCAGCGCAAUUGCCUUCCUGCACAAGAACCAUAUUGUGCACAGGGACCUGAAGCCAGACAACAUCUUGAUCACCGAGAAGUCUGGCACCCCUGUUCUCAAGGUGGCAGACUUCGGACUGAGCAAGGUCUGUGCUGGCCUGACGGCUCGGGGCAAGGAAGGUGGGAAUGAUAACAAAAAUGUGAAUGUGAACAAGUACUGGCUGUCUUCAGCCUGCGGCUCUGACUUCUACAUGGCCCCUGAGGUCUGGGAGGGACACUACACAGCCAAGGCAGACAUCUUUGCCCUGGGCAUCAUCAUCUGGGCCAUGAUUGAGAGGAUAACUUUCAUCGAUGCAGAGACCAAGAAAGAGCUACUGGGGACCUACAUCAAGCAGGGCACAGAGAUUGUGCCCGUUGGGGAAGCACUGCUAGAAAACCCAAAGAUGGAGUUGCAUAUUCCCCAGAAACGCAGGACUUCCAUGUCUGAGGGAAUCAAGCAACUCUUGAAAGACAUGUUAGCUGCUAACCCACAGGACCGACCUGAUGCCUUUGAGCUUGAAACCAGAAUGGACCAGGUUACAUGUGCUGCUUAAAUUCAGGGCAAAGCAUUAGUGCGCUUUGCAAUUGGGUUUAUUUACCAGGGACCUACAAUCUCCAUCACUUACAUGCACAGAGGGAAGCAGAUGGUUUGAAGAUCACUUGACAACAAGAUCUCUGGCAAUGGGAAGUUUUCCCUUUGUUUUGGGUUUUUUGGUCACGUGAGAUUUCUGAAGAGCCGAAUCUUUGCAGCCCAUUUGGUUACAAGACUAUUGAAUGCAGUCAAGAAGAACAUGUUUCUCUUCCCUCACAUCCCCACCCCUUUCCUCCACCGUUUCAGCCUUGUUAUUCAACUAGAAUGCUCCAGGUUCUUCUGGGAAAGACCUGUGGCUUUUUACCACCACUGAUUGCAAUUAGAAGCUCUGCAAAGCAUUCCCUCAACUGCUGCCAAGUACCAAGGCUCAAAGUCAGGAUGUGCCCAAGUUGGUUUUUUAAAGUUAAUAUCCUUUAUCUAGGGGAGAGAAGCUCACUGGGCUUGCUCUGUAGUUGGGAGAUUGUAGAAAGCAAGGUCUUUGAAGCCCCAUGUUGGAAACAAACAGUCAUGUGGCUCAGAACCUGAUGGCUCCUUAACAGGCAGGUGCUGCCCAAGCUAUAAAGCAAGUGACAUUAGAGUAGCAUAGCAAAAAUAACGAGACGGAAAAUAAAUUGAUUAUGCAAGAUCAGUGCUGUAGUGGAAAGAUCCUCGUCCCCCCCCCCCACCCAAAUAAAAAAGUCAUCUGUGGAUUUUGGCAACUGAGAGCCUAAUUCUGUAAUGGGCCUGUGGAGUGGAUGGGACAGAUUUUCAGGUGACUCACUGAACUGUAGGGUGGAUGUAUAUGACAAAAGAAGAAAGUAGCUGAAAGAAAGAUCUGAAGUCACUUGUGCCAAACUUCAGCCGUGAAGGACUUGGCAGUAUUGGAGGUAGGGGGCCCUGACAGCUAGUCACUCACUGUGUGGUUUCAAGGCUCCUGCAGAAGACUGUUUGCCCUUUGCACGAUAACUGUGGUCUACAAAGGGCAAAGAGAAUGCUGGCUGAGCUUGGGCACUUCAGGUUACGCAUCAGUGGGAUGUAGGGGAAAGGAGGUGGGAAUCUCAAGCUGAACAGUUAAUACUUAGUUUCCUGGCCUGCAUUUGGAGCUGCACUGACAUUCUGGGACUGACUCUGUGUGACGGCUUCAGUAGUGCUUUAGACCUUGCUCAGUGUAAAGCACAGCACCCUUGUUACCUUGUGACUUCUUAAAUAUGCUAGAAAUGGCUUCCCAAACAAACCCCUGCUGGGAUACUGGUCUAGGAGCCACUAGUUGUGCUUCCAGACUAAAUCUUCCUCACCCAGUUGCCUACGUAUUCCACUGUCGCUCUGGUAGGAUGUGACUGGCUUCACAGUUAGAGAAGGGCCCUGCUGACCUAAUCAUACAGGAUCUGUACCGUACUAACAUGCCUGCUGGCUGUGCGGACAUGUCGGUCUUAAUUCUCUUCAUUGACGUUUUUGUGCACCCACUUGCUACUUGUCUGUCUACUCAGUAUUCUGCACCAUCCCCUGAAAGUGAAUGAGAAUGCAAUAACUCCAUUAGGGCUAGAUUAAGGAUGGUGUCUAGUUGUUGGUUUUUGGUGGUUUUUUUUUUUAAACCUGUAUGCCUUGACAGCUCUGCUGAGCUUGAAUGCAGUGACCAGAGAAGAUUUGGGUGCCACCUCACCAGGAAGGUUGUGCUGUGCAUUAGGGGAAUAGCAGAGCAAUAGCAUAUAGUUGUACUUAUGUGCUCCCCCAGCUGAUUGAACACCUUGUGUUUUGAAGGUUUCACACAGAUAUAGUAACCAGCGUAGCACAAGCCCAGGAUUAGGACCCAGUCCUCUUUCCUGCACCCCCACUGAGAUGCUUCUCUGUGCUGUGGAGAGCUACAGCCAGACCUUCAGUACCCUCACUUCUUCCCAAGAUGGUUAUUUGGGGUUAGGACGUUUGGGUUUGGUUAUCAACCACAGAGGACUGUCUGGCUUUGUAACUCCUCCAUUCACUUUCAUUAGUCUACGUUUGAUUCCCAGUUUAGCAGGGGGCUGUUGUAGCAGCAUCUAAGCUGCCCCAACCCUCUGGAGUAACGAAGUAGUGGAUUUUCUCACUACUUGAAGCCCCUCAUCAGUCACAGGGUGCAUUGAAACAUAACACAGGCUUUCGUGCUGUUCUGCCCAUUGUUUUUCCAUCCCCCUUGCUGUUUUCCUGACCCAUGUUCUCUAGAAGCAACCCAAUAUUCCUGCACUCUUGUUCACAAGAGAACUGCUCUUCCAUGUGGCGGUCGACAUCAGGCAGCCAGCUGCUUCCCGCACUUCCUUGGACUUUCCCCAAAGUCCAAGACUGUAUUAACUACACCUGUCUUAGGAUGAGAGUCUCAAGCUUGUACUUCAACACUGUGCGCUCUCUCCAGCACUGCUGUAUGUGGUGGGGAGGCAGAUUUCAAACAGACACAGUGCCACUUGCUUCAGGUCUUCACCUGCAGAGGAGGUACUAAGGAAUCCUUUCCAUUGGAUAUCUAUGAGUGCCCCCUUUCCCUCUCUCUGGAAACUUCAGUGAAGACAUGACUACUCCCCGACUUAUAUGCACUGCAGGCAGAGCGUGCGCUGAGCCAGCUGGUUAGUGUAAAGUCACCCUCAGCCCUGCCAUGACUUCAGCUCUCACAUUUUCACUUCACCUUUUGUAUUGCAGAUAUCUUUUAAAACAGCUUGUUGUUAACUAGAUAGACCGUAGUGCCUUAUAGGAUUUAGAAAACACUUCCAGGAAGAGUUCGGGGGCUGCUAGCCUUUGGCCACUUGGGUCAUUUCCCCUUUAGUUUCUGGUCAGUCUAAAUAUGCUUCUCUCCUUUGGUUUCCUGCCGAUGGCGGCUUUACUGCUGAGUGCUCUAAGAUCACUAGAAUAAUGAGAGAGCCAUACUGGUUACAGGUCGUGGUGUAUCACCACACCUCACCUCUGGGCCCUGCCCAAACUCAUCCUAGGGCAACAGCAUCAAAAGAGGGAUUAGCUCUAACCUGCAAGGACAUAAAGCUUUCUGGGGAGCGGCAUCUCUUUCCUCUUGCUUGACAUCAAGUGUCUGCCCAGCUCCUCCACCUUACUGCUGCUGGCUGAAACAUCUCACCCAUCGUAUACAUUUUUUGGCAUUAGGCUUUACAGCUGGGGUAAUUCCAGCUUCUGGGAAAGGGGAGCUAAGCCGAAGGCUCAGGACUGCCUGGUCUCUGCAGCUCAUAUUCAUACAAGAGUGUCUCCUGAUUUCUGACUGACCACGCUUGAUACUGAACUUAAAAACUGACACUGGAGGGACAACUCUAGCUGUUAUGAGGUCUAAGCCUAACCAGAGGGGGGAGAGUUGAGGGCUCCUACCAAGGAGGUUCCACUGAUUUUGAGGCUCGCUCUCACGAGCCAGGUUUUUGCUAGAACAGAUGACAUGGCCCUGUCCAUGUUAUAGGAUUGUAUUAAAAUUGUUUACUUCUAAAUAUUCUGUUUACAGUGGGGGUGAAAGAACUAGCCACAUUUCUGGAGAACUUUGAAAUGCGGUAGCUGCACCAACCUGCAAUGGAGGUCUGCACCUCCAGCAUCACACCAACACUGGGGUGGCUGUAGUACCACAGCUGUAUUCCAUAAGGCGAGGGGUGCUGAGAUGGGCUCGAUAGCCUGGUUAGAGAAGGAGUCAAACUAGCUUCCCCCAUGUUCUCCUGCUGCUGUGUUUAAGGUUCAGAGGGGCUAGUGACAGCUAGACAGUGGUCCCUCUCUAGUCUUCCUUUACUCCUCAGGAUCCAGCUCCUUAACAUAUCAGGAGGUUCCCAGAGCCUUUGUGGAGCAAUAAGAGACUUCCACAAAGAUGGUAACUUUUUUGUUAAAUUCCUCAUUUGUGUAAAUCUUCUCACUAUGCAGUAUCAACUCUGGGUUUAAGCCUGCCCACGGACAGGGUGCAGCUGUAAAGAGAACAGCCAGCUGCAAUGGAGGCAAAAAAAAUUCAAAUAUAUCAAGUUUAAUUUACAAAGGCCAUAAUAGUGGGGAACACAGUGCUGCUCUGUUUGGUUUCCUCUAAACACACUGCCAAAGCAUGUUAGGCAAAACCCUUCCCAGGGACUACUGGUGUUACUGUUGCUUUAAAGCCAAUCUCCCUUUCCCUCUGGAGCUGAGUUGGUGCCCUUCAGUGACUUCUCUAGAAGACUAAUCAAGCACUUACCCCAUUCUUCAGCAUCCACCCCUACAUCAUCUGUUGCUGGAUCUAGACCAUGCUGCUCAAAUUCCCCUCAAGCUGUGUACUGCAUAUUGCUUUGGAGCCAACCAACUUUCUUGGAGACACUGGUCUUUUUAUUGAAGCAGUUCAGAUUUGAGGCUUGGCUGCCGUCCCCUGGAGCUGGACCUUGUGUUUCUUCUGAUGCUUGGCAACACUAGUUUGUGUGGCUGAACAAAGCAAAUUACUUGGCAUUCAGAUUUAUCCAUUCCUUCCAUGUUGCAAGCAGUACAUCUGCUGCUGGCACCUCUGGCCAUAGUUCCUGGAAAUCAUUGCAUAGGCUGUUCUGUUCUCUACACUACAGUGCUAGCUAUUAUCUACGUAAACUGGUGCCUGCUUACGUUGUGCUGUCCACUUCCAGUGUAAACAUUUGACUGCAGUGUGAAAUGACAGCCUGCCAUUUUCCUGAAACAACCAGUGGCAAAGCAGUUACACCAUUCACAUCUAAGCAUUUUCACACUUUAGAGUCAGAGGGGGAGGGGAGGCAGGGUGAAAAGCACAGUAGGAAGUGGCCUCUUCUAACUGCAACGUGACAAAUUCCAUCUUCCUGCAGUUUGCCAUCUCAAUGGUUUUUAAACGCUAAGGUGUGGCUCCCAGGGGGAAUCUGUGGUUGGAUAUUUAAUGCAUCUUCUCUACUGAACUAGAUAGAGUGGGAAGGCUUAAACCCAGACGCCAAACUAAAGUUACUUCAUGAUACUAGUUAAUAAAUCUGUAUUUUUCGUUUUGCACAGAAGCUGGUAAUCUAGGACCUGUGUGUGAACUUUAUAUAAAUAUUUUUUGUACUUGGUUUACUUGGGUUGGUAUGAGACGUAUUUAAGUUCCUUGAACACUGUGGAUACCCUGAUGUGUAUGAAUGGCGGAGGCGUUGUAAAUUAAGAGACGUUUGUGUGAAUAAAGCAAUUUGCUGGGGUUGAAAAGCCAUACUCAA
This is a messenger RNA of Gopherus evgoodei (Goodes thornscrub tortoise), 6427 nucleotides long. RefSeq names its product serine/threonine kinase 35 (gene STK35). The record is from RefSeq and is a predicted model, not a curated record. NCBI's taxonomy places the organism in Eukaryota, Metazoa, Chordata, Testudines, Testudinidae. Gene Ontology annotation, molecular function: protein kinase activity; ATP binding. Bases 55 to 1275 code for a protein of 406 amino acids. The transcript is spliced from 3 exons. Gene Ontology annotation, biological process: protein phosphorylation.